AUGCCUUCAAAGUCAAAGACAGAGGAGGAGGUGUAUCCACCUCAAGAAGUUCAUUACUUGAAAGAUGUAGUAAUAGGGUCGAAUGAGCCUGAGCCGUUUUACACUAAAUAUCAAACAGGUGUGCCCAUUGCAAUAGAUUUAGGAACGUCUACAUGGAGAAUUGGAUUGACAAACAAUGCAGAGCCAAAUAAUGUUUUUCCAGCAGUCAUAUCAAGACAUAGGGAUCGAAAGCUUGCAAAAACGCUAACAAUUAUUGGGAAUGAUGUCUUUAGCGACUCGGCGUUGAAGUCCACAACGAAAACUCCUUAUGAUGGACCUCUAAUUACCAACUGGGACUACAUUGAAUUUAUGCUUGACUAUUCGUUUGAACAUUUAUCUGUACAAAGCACUAACGGGAAAGUGAAUAAUCCCAUAAUAAUGACAGAACCGUUGACUUGCCCAUACAAUCAACGAAAAACAAUGUAUGAACUUCUAUUUGAAGCUUAUCAAGUGCCAAAAGUGUCAUUUGGACUCGAUUCGCUAUUUUCUUACUAUGCAAACUCAGAUGGAAAAUCCACUGGCUUGGUCAUUGGAACUGGAAACGAACUGACGUCAAUUAUUCCCGUGCUUGAUGGGAAAGGGUUGAUAUCUCAGGCAAAGAGAAUCGAUUGGGGUGGCGAUCAAUCGCAGCUGUACUUGUCUAAACUUUUGAGUUUAAAGUACCCUUACUUCCCGAAUAAAUUGAAUGUCAAUCACACCACAAAUUUGUUUAAGGAUUUUUGUUACGUUUCAGAGGAUUACCUGAAUGAGUUGAAACAUAUACUAGAUAUGGAUGUUUUGGAAAAGAAAGAUAUCGUCGUUCAAGCACCAGUUGAAAUAGCGGUCAAUAAUGAGAACAAGAAAACGGAGGAAGAGUUGGCGAGACAAGCAGAAAAACGAAGGGAACAAGGGAAACGAUUACAAAAACAAGCUCAACAAAAGAGGAUUGAGAAACUCGCUCAGAAACAGGAAGAAUGGGAUUACUAUUCAAAGUUGAAGGAGGACAAUGCAGGCUUGUCUGCAUCUGAAUUUGAAGAUUUAAUAGUGCGCGAUGGCUUUGAUGAUCUUGAAGAUUUUGAAAAGUACAUGGGCUCUUUGGAACGAUCAUUAAAGAGAGCAGCUCAAACAGAAGAUGGUGGGGAAGAUGAUGACCACGACGAUUCAUCAGACCCUGCCAAGGCAUGGCCAUUAGUAGACAUUCCUGAUGACCAAUUGACGCCAGAUCAAAUAAAGGAAAAGAGAAAACAAAAGUUGCUCAAGGCUAAUGCAGAAGCGCGAGAGCGUAAUAGAGAGUUGAAAAGACAGGAACAGGAAGAACGACUACUUCGAGAAGAGGAGGAGAGGAAAUGGAGAGAACGUGAUUUGGAUGAUUGGUGUACUACGAAAAAACUUGAAUUGGCUGGUCUUAUUAGUAAAGUCAAGGAUAGGCAGAAACUUCUUGAAUCCAUGAAGGACAGGAAAUCAGCUGUUGCACAGCAACGUAUGAAAAACAUUGCUGAACUAGCCAACGAUGAAACAGGGUCCACCUCCGCAGCUUCAAGGAAAAGGCGUCGUAAUGCAAACGCAACCAUUGAUAAUGACCCCAAUGACACAUUUGGAACCAAUGAUGAUGAUUGGAAUGCUUACAGGGAAAUAUCCAAUCAAACUGUUGAAAAAGAAUUGGACCAGCUCAAUAAGGGGAUAAUCGCAAUCGAAGAAGAACUUUUAAAGUAUGAUCCAAAUUUUCACCAUGAAGAUACUUUUGCCGCCGCCAACACUUUUGAUUGGAAAAACCUGGUGCUUCACAAAUUCGUCCAUGGCCCAAGACCAAACAUUACCAUCGAAAUGCAAGCCGAAGGUUUAUCACCAGAGGAGAUUGUUAACCAUCCAGAAAUUAUCAAAAAGAAUCAUCAAAUCCAUUUGAAUGUGGAGCGUAUACGGGUUCCAGAAAUAUUAUUUCAACCAACACUUGGUGGGCUUGAUCAAGCCGGAAUUACUGAGAUAUCCAGUGACUUGUUGCGCAGACGAUUGGAUGGUAUUUUUCAACCAGGCGGUCAAUCUUAUGCUAUGGCUAGCGACGUAUUUAUAACUGGUGGGUUGGCAUUGCUUCCUGGUUUUAAGAACAGAGUACAGAGAGAUUUCACACAAUUUUUACCGACGGAAACGCCGCUUCAUGUGCGUACUGCCAAGGAUCCAUUGUUGGACGCAUGGCACGGGAUGUACAAGUGGGCCAAUUCCGACGAUUCCAAGCAUGCGUAUGUUACCAAAGCUGAAUUUGAAGAGUAUGGACCAGAGUAUAUAAAGGAGCAUGGAUUGGGUAAUGCUUGUAUUUUAUAG
Lodderomyces parapsilosis is the source of this 2334-nucleotide messenger RNA. RefSeq lists its product as uncharacterized. The transcript has a single exon. The record is from RefSeq and is a predicted model, not a curated record. Lineage: Eukaryota; Fungi; Ascomycota; Pichiomycetes; Serinales; Debaryomycetaceae. Gene Ontology annotation, cellular component: Ino80 complex; cytoplasm. The coding region runs from base 1 to 2334 and encodes 777 amino acids. Gene Ontology annotation, biological process: regulation of DNA-templated transcription.